GCCUGCAGGUCCUAAGCGAAGUUGCUUCAAAGGCAAGAAGCUGCAUGCCCCUGAAGUAAGAAGCAAGAAGGACUGGAACUCCAGAUUUGAAAGUUAUCUGGAGCCAGCGGGUGGCAAUCUUGUGAGCAAACGAGCACAGGUGCAGGAAGAGGCAAUCCCGGGAACGUUCUGAAAAGUAUCCAAAAGUUCUGCGCCGCGCGCGCGCAAAAAGGAAAAAAAAAACAACGGGCACAACCCCCCACCACUCUGGGCGUUGCGAGUCCCGACCUCGCCAUUCCAGCUGCACCUCCGGCUGCAGCGCGUACGCCUCCUGCGCCUCCUUUUCGGGAGCCUUGCCGUCGGCUGGGUGCUUCCCUUGCAGCCACCGGAGAGUCCCUGCGCAUCUCCUUGGGGCACCAUGCCCAACGACGACGCAUACAGCAAGGCUUCGCCACCGUCGGAGGCCCCGCACGCCCCUGGGUCACCACCGCAGGGCAAGGCCGGGGGCUUCGGCAAAUCGGCCGGGGCGCUGCUCGGGACCACGGGCGGCGCGGGCGUCGGGGGUAGCGGCGGCUCAGGCUCGGGGGCGUCGGGCAUGGACGCCGCCGCGAGCAAGAAGUCCCCGCGGCUGCCCAAGUGCGCGCGGUGCAGGAACCACGGCUACGCGUCGGCGCUCAAGGGCCACAAACGCUUCUGCAUGUGGCGGGAAUGCCAGUGCAAGAAAUGCAACCUGAUCGCAGAGAGACAGCGCGUGAUGGCCGCGCAGGUGGCCCUGAGACGGCAGCAGGCCCAGGAGGAGGAAUUGGGCAUCAGCCACCCCAUCCCGCUGCCCAGCGCGGCUGAGCUGCUCGUCAAGAGGGAGAACGACAGCAGCACCCCAUGCCUGGUGACUGAGGGCAGCAGCCCCUCGCAGCCCCCGCCGGCCAGCACCCCGACCCCGCCCGCGGCAGCGGCAGUUUGGACAGAAGGCACACGAUUUAGAGACCUUGGGCCCUGCGUGUCGGAUGAAGAAGCAGUAGAGGGCCGGGUGGCCGUUCAGGAUAUUCCUGCUGCCACCAGCAGAGGGCACGUGGAGAACACACCUGACCUCGUUUCCGACUCCACCUACUACAGCAGCUUUUACCAGCCGUCUCUGUUCCCUUACUACAACAACCUGUACAACUACCCGCAGUACUCCAUGGCCUUAGCCGCUGACUCCCCCUCCGGGGACAUGGGAAACCCUCUCGGGGGCUCCCCUGUGAAGAACAGCCUUCGGAGCCUCCCAGCCCCUUACAUGCCCAGUCAAGCGACAGGAAACCAGUGGCAGCAGAUGAAAAACUCGGAGAGCCUCCACGCAGUGAGUUCCCAGUACAGGAUGCAUUCUUACUACCCGCCUACCUCCUACCUGGGCCAGAGCAUGUCCCAGAUCUUCACCUUUGAGGACGGCCUCUCUUACUCGGAAGCCAAAGCGAGUGUAUUCUCGCCACCCAGCAGUCAAGAUUGUGGCUUGGUUUCCCUCUCCACCAGCUCUUCUGUUAGUAACGACAGCUCAAAGGGAGUGCUCGAAUGUGAGUCUGCCUCGGAGCCCAGCAGUUUUGCGGUCACUCCCGUCAUCGAGGACGACGAAUAAUCCGGCACCCCGAUGCCUUUGGCCAUUCACCUGGAGUGGCAGGUUUAUUCCGUUUAUACACAGGGUUUGUUGUUAACAUUUUGCCUUGACUCACACCAACUUAACUGUUGAGAAGAUGUUUGGUUUAUACUCCUUAGAGCUUAGCCCAGAGGCUAGAAGACAUUUGGAAUAGUUUACUAUCUGUGUCUACCGUCUGCACCAAUUAAGUGCUUUGCUCACAAAGUUAAAUAUUAGUGUCCCUCAUUUUUUUAUGACACUGGUUUACAUGUAGUUUUCAAGAAAUACAAUAAUUCACUCAAGUAAAGCAGUACCUUUGCACCUAAAUGUGUCAACUACUUUCAGUUUUAAAAUGAAAUCUUAGGUGCCUCAGAUCUUUUUUUGAAUUUUAGUAUUUUAAUAAAAGUGCUAAACCAUAAAUUUAGCCACGUUCCUGACUGGUGAGAAGAAUAGAGUUAGUGAUUAUGUUAGAAAUCUGCAGAAGGUUAAAUAGAAAUAGUGUGUGUGUUUGUGUUGCUGUUAGAAAAGCCUAGCCCCGACCCCAUCCCCUCAAAUCCAAAACGUGACUGAAACAGUCAGAAGGAAAAAUUAAUGACUUUAAGAAUUGCUACCUUUUCUAAAGGGUAGUUUGAAAACAAUACAAUUUAAAGUAACCCUAGUAAUGCAGAGUUCCUGAGUGUUGUUUCUAGAAAAAUAUAAGAGUUUGUGAUGCACAUUCUACUAUUUAAAAAAAUGGAUGCAAUCUAGAUUAUUUUGUAACCUUAGGUUGUAAUCUGAUUUGAAGAUAAGUACAUCUUUAAAAGUUACUAUAGAUUUCUGAGUUCAUUUUUUGUUAAAAAUUGCUAGUGGUGUACUUAUGUAACAGAAGCCAUCCUGAAAUAAAACUAGUCUAAAAAAAUUCAUUGUUCUGUGUAGUUGCGGCUGUACCUGAAAUAAAAAUGUUAUUGAUGACUGAA
This is a messenger RNA of Delphinapterus leucas (beluga whale), 2541 nucleotides long. NCBI's taxonomy places the organism in Eukaryota, Metazoa, Chordata, Mammalia, Artiodactyla, Monodontidae. The record is from RefSeq and is a predicted model, not a curated record.